UCUAUCGUGACUGGCCGAAUGCAAAAGCCGUUGUGUAGUGACGCGUGUUCUCUUGUGCUGCGUUUCGUCUUGAAAAAUUAUUUACUAAUCCUUCGCUAGUGGGGGUGCUUUCCAGCAAUCAAUCGGUUCUUGUGAUAGGAAUCUCCAUCAGGAUUGAUAACAGUGCGACGCGACGCGACCAAUUUACACUGAAUGUUUCGUUAGAAGGUCCGGGAAGGUCUUCGAGGUGUGAUAUCAUUCUGGAUUCGUUUCGAGUGCAGUAGAAAUUAUGUCGACUUGAUAACGGAGAACUGAUAUCGAACCGGCAGACUAUUUACAACUCGCGUCAUUUGUGAUGAGCGUGGGAGGGUGUUUGAUUUCUGUUUGAUUCUGUACAAAUAUCUGACUGGCUUCUGUUUAUGGUUCAGUGGUAUGAUUGAUAUCUUUCGUUGUAGCGCAAAUUUGAAAAGUGUUAUUUACAGCAGUGAUAUCAGUCCUUAAAAUUGUUUCUGCUGCCGACAGUGACGAGAUUUCCGCCACACACCACCGGUCACUACGAUUCGCGUGGGCAUAACAUCGCCACGCAAAACAAAAAAUAUCACAGCGUUCUGCCAGUCAAUUCUGAAUCGCGGUUUCGUCGAGACGUCCAAAGUUUGUCCUCGGUAGUUUGCUUGUAGCUGGAAAUUCGUCUCGUGCUCUUCUGCCCAUCGAGUGCCGGUGGGUGCAUUGGGUGUUGCCUGCACUCACACGUCGUCUAUGACUCACGGUGGCAGUGGAGGAGCCUCGGAAAUCGCUCGCAACAAACAUAGACGCAAACGGACGGACGGUGACGGCGGUUAUCGACAGUGCGAUGGGACGGCCCUUCAACACUUCGGCAGAGAACGGCGGGGAUCAGGCGGCCGCCGCUAAUAUGCAACGACCAACGGCACCUCCCUUAGUGCAGAUCAAUGCCGAGGGAGACGAUCCUAACUCUAGCGCGGACCUGUAUGUGGAUUUUUUGAUCUUGGGAAACAAGGAAAAUUACAGCGUGCGUGCCGAGAAGAAACCGGUGCUGGACUCCAACACUCAGCUGGCGCACAUGAUUAAUGGAGCGGUUUCUUCGACCACUGUUGUCGAUGGGAAGUAUGUAGUGCGGGACGUGGAUAAGGAUAAUUUCGAGAUUUUUGUCAGAUAUCUUGAAACCAAAUUCAUCAAAUUCUACUCCGCCACUCACAUGUUACAAAUGCUGGAACUGGCAUCUCGGUUCCAGUGUCGCCAACUAGAGAUUCACUGCGUAAAGGAACUGGAUCUCAAUCUGAAGAUCGAUCACGUGCUGGAAGUGUUUCGUGCCCUAUGGUAUUAUAACUCAAUUACCCCGGUGAAGUCUCUCGAGGCCGUCCAACAAAAGAAUAAGAAACGACGCCCGAGGAAGAAUGAGAAACCGGAAGGUCCCGUCACACCGGAGGAAUACUUUGCUGCACUGCUGAAAAACUGCCUCCAGCUGAUUGACAUGCACGCAGAAGAUGUUUUCGCACAAGAAGCUAUGCUCGCGUUGAGGUUCAAAGAGCUGGAGAUGAUCGCAACGCGUGACAGUCUGCAAAUGUCUUCCGAAAUGGUCCUGCUGGAUUUGCUCGCCAACUGGAGUCGUGAGGAGUGCAUGCGCAAGAAUCUCGAGCUGUCGGACGAAAACCGACGUCGCGUGCUGGGGGCGUUAUGCUACGCCCCCCACUAUCUCACCAUGGCCCGGAAAGAAUUCGAAAGCGUUAAAGACCGCAUUGAGCUGCUGGACUCAGUGGAAUCCAGACUGGUUGGCGAGGUACUGAACGGGCGCAAAGUGACGAGCCUCACACCGGAGCAGCAAACAAUGGUGGCUAACUUCAAAAGGCCACGGCCACUAUUUGCCCCGAUGCCGAUUCAACUGAGCAGCAGGAGUAAUCCGAAGAACUACCCGAAAAAGAUGCGCAAAGCGGCCGAAGAUCCGGAAGGCGAGAAGCGUAACUGCUGCGAAAGACUUGUACUGAACUGCAUAUGGGUGUUUUCGUGUAUCUUCGACUAGCGAGUGCUUGUCUAGAGGGGGAACGGGUGGGGUCGGGAGCAAUCUCAUCGUAUUGGGCUAAGCUAGCGAGUAAGACGCAUUUUUGUACGAAUUCACGUCGCGACGGUAGGACUGUUACAGUGAUGGAGAUCGUGGAUGAUUUUAAAGUGUUCAAAGAGGAAAAUUUCGGUUCAAAGUUCAGCUUUCCUUACCUCAUGCAAAACUUUUGAAUUGCAAAUGAUGUGUUCGCUGGACACGCUUGUAUCUAUCAGUAUCGCAAUGUUUUUACUUUAGAUGAAUCUAAAUGACCAAUAGAUCCAGGAGCGAAGGUUUUUACUAACAUGUUAUUGAGAUUUUAUAGAAAGAGUGAUGUUUGUUAAUUAUUGUUAAUAGUAAAUUUUAGUACCCAUUCUGUAUCAAAUACAGUUUAUUUUUUGGUUGUUUUGUUAAAAAUAUAAAAAAGUUUUUUUUUAACUAUUUAGUUGAAAAUAUCUGAUAGUUUAAGCUUUGUUUGUCGUCGAAACUAUUUAAAACUUCUUUGUGACACCUUUUGUUGAAAGCCGUACUAUGUUUUCAGAUGACUUCGAACUAGGAAUGUUGAAACUGUUUCUAAGCUGAUCUGCAAUCAAAAACAUCGAAUAUACCAUGUCAUGAAAAGAUGUUACAAUGUUAUCAGAUGGAACAGGUCAGAUAAGUGACAGAAACUAUAUUUCAAAUAAUUAUUAUUUUUUAUUCAACAGUUUGGUUGGUACAUUUUGAAAGGAAUAUAGAGAAUUGAAAAAGUAUUAGUCAAAAUUACGUAUUAUAGCAGAACAGGUUGGAUGGUCGAAUGCUAGGAAAGAUUUUACCACAGAGUUUAAAUAAUUGAUAUGGCUUAGCUUUCCCUCAAUUGUUCGAAAUCACAAUAUACGAGCGCAACAUUGUUUGAAAAAAUAGUUGAAAUUCUAUCAAAAGAGUUUUAAUAUCGUAGAUAAAUCCAUAUACAGGUUUUACAAAUUCUAUAAUAUGGCUAGCUCAAAUUCCCCACAGCAUACAUGAUAGCAACACACAGCGAAGCAAAACUCCACGUUAAGUUUGCUUUUUGAAAGCAUUACACUCACAUUUUGCAGCAUAGCUAAAGAAAGGCAGAUUAUUUAAAAUAAAAGUGAUACAGAAGAAUUCUGGUUAAAGAGAAACAUAAUUAAAUAACGAGUUAAUGCUCGAAUCAUUCACGAUGCCAUAUAAUGUAUGUUUUAGCUAUGUGCUUUGUUGCUGAGGAAAACAGACCAGAUUUAAAAGAUUUAAGGAGUGAACCUAUAUACAAACCACAUCAUAAUCAUACAUAAUUCUCGUUGCCAUAUUAUCCACUUUUAAUGUGCUCCAGUGUAGACUAAUGAUCGUUUUUUAUGUUCAGUUUAAGUUAUAUCUGAUUAAGUAAUUGUUUGUGCUAACAAGAUGCAUGUAAUGUGAUUUCAAUAUUUAGUUCCAAACGGAAAAAAACCGACUGAUGUCGUUCUUUGGUAUUGUAUAAGUAUUAGUAAUGGAAACGAAUAUUGCAAAUACAAAAUUUAUCCAGUGCCAUAGAACCAGUAGGAAAACGACUCAGCGUUAGUACGCCAUUGUUUGGCGAUAUCGGUGGAAUAGUUGAUUAAAUGUGUGAACAAACCUACAA
Armigeres subalbatus is the source of this 3644-nucleotide messenger RNA. RefSeq lists its product as uncharacterized. The record is from RefSeq and is a predicted model, not a curated record. The transcript has 3 exons. The coding region runs from base 830 to 2014 and encodes 394 amino acids. Gene Ontology annotation, biological process: neurogenesis. Lineage: Eukaryota; Metazoa; Arthropoda; Insecta; Diptera; Culicidae. Gene Ontology annotation, cellular component: cytosol.